Molecule: messenger RNA, 495 nt
Organism: Oikopleura dioica
Lineage: Eukaryota; Metazoa; Chordata; Appendicularia; Copelata; Oikopleuridae
Source: the annotation of a GenBank genome assembly
AUGAGCGAGAGAAGACUGGUAGAUGAAAUGCCUCCGAUGUUUCCCGAAGAGGAAGAAAUAGCGCGAAAACGAGCAAAUGCGCAUUUGGCGGCCGGUGUUUCCUCCGGAUUUACAGUUGUCAAAAUUAUUGAUCAUUUCCGACCGAGAAGUCUGAAUACGUUUUCCGCGAGGAUAAACUUUUUUUCGAUGGGCUUGAUUUUUGGAAUGAUGGUUUUCCCCUCCAGCGCGUGGUACAAAGAUAUCGUUAAUCAACUACCAAAUGGAUAUUUUCGCGAAGUUCAUGUUAACGGAUUGGCUUGGACGAAAGAAGAAAGGGUUAAUUACUUCGAAGCUAAUCCAAAAGAAAAAGAACAAAGAGAAAAACUUAUCGGAAUCUAUUCGCUUCCUUACAUUCCUCCUCCAGCGACAUCGGGAAACUUCAUCACUUACGCUGAUUUACGUCGACUUACCGCUUCCGAAAUCGUAUCAACGAAUAAGCUAUAUUGUGGAGAGUGA